CCUCGGCAGCGCGCGCGCGCACACACACACUCACAGAGGCAGCUAGACGGCAGAAGCGGCACCGCACUGCUCCUACACAAGUUAGAAGUCUUGGUCUCCGUUUUAAAACUUACCUCACCAUGUCGGUUUUGUGUUAUAACAAGGGCUGCGGGCAGCGGUUUGAUCCGGAGAGCAACCCAGACGAUGCCUGUACUUAUCACCCGGGAGUCCCGGUGUUCCACGAUGCCUUGAAGGGAUGGUCCUGCUGCAAGAGAAGAACCACCGACUUCUCCGACUUUCUCAGCAUCGCUGGCUGCACAAAGGGUCCCCACAACAAAGAGAAGCCCCCUGAGCCGGUGAAACCAGAUGUGAAAACAUCCGGAGAAAAGAAGGAGCUGGAGGCCCAGAAACCGAAGUUUAAUGAGUACAUCAUCUCUGCACCGAAGCCCCAAGAGGCGAUAAUCAGACCAAGCCCCGAUGAGCCGGUGAUGAGAAUGCAGCACAAAGUCUCUGCCUCUCUAAAGCAGGCGCUGGAGAAACUCAAAGUAUCCGACAAUACAACAGAGAAAAAAGAGGAAGAUGGCGACGAGAUCAAAAUUGGAGAAUCGUGUAAAAAUGGAGGAUGUACAAAAACUUUUGAGGGACCUUCAAGUGACUCCGACGUGUGCUCCUACCACUCCGGAGUCCCCAUCUUCCAUGAGGGGAUGAAAUACUGGAGCUGCUGUAAAAGGAAAACCUCCGACUUCAACACCUUCCUGUCUCAGGAGGGCUGCACAAAGGGAACUCAUCUAUGGAGGAAAAAGGAUUCGGGAAAGAAGGUGGUCCCCUGCCGGUUUGACUGGCACCAGACGGGGACGCAGGUCAUCAUUUCUAUUUAUGCCAAAAAUGCCGUCCCUGAGCUAAGCUACGUGGACGCCAACAGCACCAUGCUCAACAUCAACAUUAUAUUUGAUGGUGAAAAGGAAUUUCAACAGAAAAUCUGUUUGUGGGGAGUGAUAGAUGUGACCAAAAGCACAGUAAACAUGAUGGCAGCCAAGAUAGAGGUCGCCAUGAAGAAGGCCGAGCCGAUGUCCUGGGCUCGUCUGGACCUUCCGCCUCCUGUCCCCACUCCCAAGGAGGACGACAAAAAGAAAGAAGAGGCCGAUAGCGACGAUGAGGAUGAAGACGAAUGAUGAUGUCUUUACAUCUAGCUUAAUCAAAGACAGGAAGGCAUAUUUUAACUUAUUUACCUCUUUAAAGAAUGGCCUCUUUCGCAGUUACAGCAUUCUUUUAUUUCUCUGACGUUCACUGCAUUUUCCCCUUGUCCACCUUUUAUUAGUUCUGUCAUUUUUUCUCUCUCGCAGUUUGGAGUUCAUUCAAAGCUUGAAUGCUAAGCAAGUACGUUUUCCCAUUUGCACGCGGACAAAUGUAGGCGUUACUCAAGCGAGAUAACUCCCCUGUGUAUUUGCACUGAGGUUACCUUUAAACACGACCCGACACAGAGGGACAGCGAGGACCAGGGUCAGUGGCAGACUGCCGCUGUGACCGUGUCUCUACAGUGUUUGGUUAAAGAUGAUUCCGCCUGAACAUUUCCAUUUCCAUCCGGAUUUUAUACUCCAGCUGUGUAAUGUUUUGUCAUUCCAUCCUAUGGUUUCAAUUAUUAGAUAAAUAAUUAAAAAAAAUGUUCUGUUUAAUUGAUGUCCCCAACAAUUGUGACCUAUGUCUGCGUGAGGAAAAGAAACCCUCUAUAGGAUUUAAAUCCUCUAUAGGGGUGUAUGCUUAUUUAAAAUAGAAUUUAUUGAAAUAAACACCAUUAAGAAUCAUAGUUCAUCAGGUUUCAGGUCCCCCCCUUCUUACAGCAGAAAUAAGGGUUUGCUCCAGUCUUUUUUGUUUGUUUGUUUUUUUACAUUAUUUUCUGCAUUUAUUUUUGUACACUCUUGGUUGGAGUGACUGUAAUUCUUGUGACUAUACCACACUGCGGUUUUAAUGGGAAUGUACUGUAAUAUUUGAAUACGCCAAAUGAAUACUGAGUAUUUGGAGCAGAGUACUGUAUAAAUGAAAUGAUACACUAGACAGCAUGUGUCUAUGUUUAGUAUGUAUGAGGUUUAUUUGGCUUAAGGAGACCAUCAUAAGAGGAUCAUUAAGAGAAGAUUAUUCCAGCCCCUUCAAAAAAAAUAAAUAUUUCUUCAGUAAAUA
Messenger RNA from Fundulus heteroclitus (mummichog), 2154 nucleotides. RefSeq names its product cysteine and histidine-rich domain (CHORD) containing 1b (gene chordc1b). Lineage: Eukaryota; Metazoa; Chordata; Actinopteri; Cyprinodontiformes; Fundulidae. The transcript has 11 exons. Bases 120 to 1151 code for a protein of 343 amino acids. The record is from RefSeq and is a predicted model, not a curated record.